Molecule: messenger RNA, 522 nt
Organism: Aspergillus puulaauensis
Lineage: Eukaryota; Fungi; Ascomycota; Eurotiomycetes; Eurotiales; Aspergillaceae
Gene: GCV3
Product: glycine decarboxylase subunit H
Exons: 3
Coding region: 1-522 (173 amino acids)
Biological process (GO): protein lipoylation; glycine decarboxylation via glycine cleavage system
Cellular component (GO): cytoplasm; glycine cleavage complex; mitochondrion
Source: RefSeq, a predicted model, not a curated record
AUGUCUGCCGCCGCUCGUGUCGCCCGCCCUUUCGCCUCCCGCGCCCUCGCCCAGAAGCUCCCGCUGAGCUCCGUCCGCAGGGUCUCGCCCGCAAUGGGUUUCCCGCGGGGAACAAUCCGCACCUUUUCGCAGAGCCCAUUCUUGGAAGUGAAGAAGUACACUGAAUCCCACGAAUGGGUCGAGCUCUCCGACGACGGCAAGACUGCUAAGGUCGGCAUCACAGAAUACGCCGCCAAGUCCCUUGGUGAUGUUGUGUUCGUUGAGCUCCCCGAGACCGGCCUCGAAGUGAGCGCCGGCGAGCCCGUCGGUGCCGUGGAGUCCGUCAAGUCUGCCUCAGACGUCCUCUCUCCCGUCUCCGGCACGGUUGUGCAGCCAAAUGCUAUCCUCGAAGACAAGGCGAAGUUCAUCAACGAGAGCCCCGAGGGCGAUGCCUGGAUCGCUGAGAUUGAGGUCAGCGAUGCCUCCGAGGCCGAUGGCCUGCUUGAUGAGGCCGCCUACAAGGCCACCAUUGAUGAGGAGUAA